AUUCAAGCCAGCUCUCCUUCUCUUGAACUAAUUCAUCAAGCAACCUCCAAUCCGCCAUCAAGAAUCAACCCUCCCACAUUAAUUAGCCCACGAUCAUCAGAUACUGUACAAAAUGUCCGACUUAUCCUUCAACUGCGCCCUCGUCACCGGCGGCGGCGGCGGCCUCGGCAAAGCAAUCGCCCGCUACCUCCUCAGCCAGGGCAAGAAAGUGAUCAUCGCCGGCCGCACCGAGCAGACCCUGCAGCAAACCGCCCGAGAGAUCGGGGCGACCGACUACUUCGUGCUCGACACCGGCCUCGUCGCCCAGAUCCCGAAGUUCAUCCGCAACCUCACACAAAAAUAUCCCGAGGUGGACUGUCUUGUCAACAAUGCCGGCGUACAGCGCCCUCUCGACAUCGUGCACGACACACCCGCCGACUUUCUCACCAAAGCAGACCAAGAGAUCAACAUCAACAUCCGGGGGCCCAUGCACCUCACGCUGGGCCUGCUGGAGCACUUCCGGACGCACCCGCACGGCGCGACCAUCAUGAACGUCUCGUCUGUGCUGGGGUUUGUGCCCUUCUCCGUCAUCAACCCCGUGUAUAACGGCACCAAGGCGUGGUUGCACUUCUGGUCGAUGACGCUGCGCACGCAGCUGGAGAAGGCCGGCUACGAGAAGAUCCGCGUGGUGGAGAUCGUGCCCCCGUCGGUGGGCACGGAUCUGCACCGCGACCGGUCGGAUCCGGACGAUAAUAAGAAACACAAAAAUCCGAAUGCGCUGUCGGUGGAGGAGUUUAUGGAGUUUUUUGUCGCGGGGGUGGAGCGUGGGGAGAGCGUUAUUGCGCCGGGGAUGAGUCGAGAGCUGGUGGAUGCGUGGUAUAGGGAGUUUGGGCCGGUGUAUGAGAAGUUUGCGGGGGAUCAUCAAAAAUGAUUCGAGUCCAGUUGUCUAUUGUCUAUUAAUAAGAAGGACGCAUGGUGUAAGUUAUAGAGUCUAUGAAUGUGAGAUCGGUGGGUCAGAGUAACGAUGCUUGUUAACAUGAUACAACAACAUAAAUGAAUCGCUGGAGCACUCAUUGUCAGAGUGACGCCUUCCAGGAUACUACCAUCAUGGCAAUCCUCAUCAUACUCCUCCAGCCCUCCC
Aspergillus saccharolyticus JOP 1030-1 is the source of this 1120-nucleotide messenger RNA. RefSeq names its product putative short-chain dehydrogenases/reductase. Lineage: Eukaryota; Fungi; Ascomycota; Eurotiomycetes; Eurotiales; Aspergillaceae. The transcript has a single exon. Gene Ontology annotation, cellular component: membrane. The coding region runs from base 113 to 910 and encodes 265 amino acids. The record is from RefSeq and is a predicted model, not a curated record.